UUUAACGCAAGCAUUGUUGGACGCAUUUUUUUUAAGCCGCCCUGCAAAAAUUUUUGUUCCAUGUGUGCAGCCCGAGGAAUAGCUCAAAAAAAAAAACUUUAAAACACAAUCGAAAGGGAGUUCCCAUGAAAAGAAAAAUUCCAGUCAAUCAAAAUAAUUAUCCCGGUUAAAAGGUUAAAAAUGUGAAGCGCAGGACUGCCGGAAAUCUGGAAUUUUUUAACGGUCACUAUACACAUAAUUAUAUUUUUAUGAAUUCAAUUUAUUAAUUUAACCUAAUAACGCGUCAACAAAAUGUUUUGCUAAUAUUUCGUCAAACAUUACCCAUAAAGUAAGAAAUAAUUGCUUUUUACCAACAGCGAUAUGAUCAUUUUUUAUGUGGUCGAGUUGCCAUGGCUGUUGGUCCCAAUAAAAGCGAGAAGAAGAAGACCUUAUGUGGUUACCAUAGCAUGCAUAUCGAGUAAGAAUCAAGUUAUGGUCCCUUUACUCUGUGGUUUCACGUUGUCGAGUAAUGAGAAUACUUAACUUUUCGUUUAGGUUUCGAGGUUAGGAAACCCGACCUACGAACGUGUUUGUUUUGUUAUUUGCACGUCCGGCGCUUAAUUUGACAGUUGACAUGCCCAAGAUGGCGGGUAAGUUGCGUCACGCGAGGAAGAAAUCGGUUUUCUUCGCAUCUGAUCCCAAAUUGGAGCGACUCGUCCACAACGCCUGGCUGGAGGCGUCUUUGGACGCCCCCCAGAGAGUCAACCCGGUACCCGGCUACACCCAAGGAUUGCGGAGGAUGUGCGUGAUCUUGCACGUGGUGAUACCGCUGGUCAAAGUACUGCUAGGGGUUCUGUAUAUAAACGAGUGCCCGACCAACGCUUGGCUACCGGUGUACAACAUCGUUGGGGGUGCCGAAAAACAAUUUCCCUACUAUUCGAAAGUUAUAAUCCGGGUCACGUUUCCAGGUUGCUUGCAGUUUUUGUUCCUCGCGCUGCUUAUAUUCCGCGGAAUACGCAAGUUUUGGGUUUUAGCGCUGAUCGGAGCCGCCAUGACGAUCUGGUUGUUUGUUGGUGAGUAACUCACAACAUACCACCUUUUUUUUUUAAGAAGCUUCCACAGGCUACUGCGUCUGUGGUUAUGAGG
Messenger RNA from Cylas formicarius (sweet potato weevil), 1125 nucleotides. RefSeq lists its product as uncharacterized. Lineage: Eukaryota; Metazoa; Arthropoda; Insecta; Coleoptera; Brentidae. Bases 614 to 1060 code for a protein of 148 amino acids. The transcript is spliced from 3 exons. The record is from RefSeq and is a predicted model, not a curated record.